UCCCCCAGCGCGGCGGCGAUGGCGGCGCGGGGCCGAUGCCCCGAGUGCGGCUCGGAGUCGCUGGUGGAGGACGCGCACUACGCGCAGCAGCAGCUGGUCUGUGCCGCCUGCGGCUGCGUCCUGUCCGAGGGGCUCCUCACCACCACCUACACCGACGAGGAGCAUCUGCGGGGUGCGAGGUUGCCUAUUCCCAGAGCACUGGCCAGAAGGAGCAGCUGAGCCGCUGCCUGCAGCGAGGGAUCCGGCGGGUCCAGGACCUCUGCAAGGUGCUGCAGCUGCCAGCAGCGUUCGAGGAAACGGCUGUGUCCUACUUCCAGAGGGCUCUGCAGCUGCCUGCCUUCCACCUGGUCAGCCUGGAGAAGAAGGAGCUGCUGGGGGGUUGCUGUGUGCUGGUGACGUGCCGGCAGCACCGCUGGCCGCUGACCAUGGGCACCGUGUGCUCCCUGCUCUACGCCAAGCAGGAGCUCUUUGCCAGCGUCUUCCUGAGCCUGCAGAGGGAGCUGGGGCUCUCCGUGCCCGCCCUGAGCCUGGCAGACCUGGUGACAACGCACCUGAGCAGCUUCCGGCUGGUCCAGCCCACUGCCAGCGUCCCUGCGCCCUUCCUGGAGGACAAGGAGAAGCUGCUGGCCCGGACCAUGGCCAUUGUGGAGCUGGCCAGUGACACGUGGCUGGUGACCGGGCGGCACCCCGUGCCCGUGGUCACGGCCGCGGCGUUCCUGGCCUGGCAGUCGCUGCGGCCCGGCCCGCGCCUCUCGUGCCCCUUGGCGCGGUUCUGCCGCCUGGCAGGGGUGGAGCUGCCUCCCCCGGCCCUGCUGAGGCUGAGGGAGCUGCUGGAGAUCCUGCUGGCAAUGGCCUCCAAGCUCUCCUGGCUGCGCGGCCUCCGCCUGGACAAGAAGACGGUGGUGAAGCACAUCGGGGACCUGCUGCAGCACCGGCUGUUCCUGCUGAAACGCGCCUUCAGCCAGCAGGACGGGCAGGAGCAGCAGGACACGGGCCUGGGCAUGGGCUCUGUGAGCCAGGGCUGCCAGGGCUCUGUGAGCCAGGGCUCCCUGGAUAAGGACUCCGUGAAUAAGGACUCCCCAGGCCAGGGCUCUGUGAGCCAGGGCUCCCUGGAUAAGGACUCCGUGAAUAAGGACUCCCCAAGCCAGGAUUCUGUGAGCCAGGGCUCCCUGGAUAAGGACUCUAUGAAUAAGGACUCCCCAGGCCAGGGCUCUGUGAGCCAGGACUGCCUGGGCCAGGAUUCUACAAGCCAGGGCUCCCUGAAUAAUGGCUCCCUGGGUAAGGGCUCCCCAGGCCAGGGCUCUGUGAGCCAGGGCUCCCUGGAUAAGGACUCCCCAGGCCAGGAUUCCACAAGCCAGGGCUCUGUGAGCCAGGUCUGCCUAGGCCAGGGCUCUGUGAGCCAGGGCUCUGUCGGCCCAGGCUCCCUGAAUAAGGAGUCUGUGAAUAAGGACUGCCCAGGCCAGGACUCCCCAGACCAGGGCUCUGUGGGCCCAGGCUCCCUGGAUAAGGACUCUGUGAAUAAGGACUCCCCAAGCCAGGGCUCUGUGGGCCCAGGCUCCCUGGAUAAGGACUCCCCAGGCCAGGGCUCCCUGGAUAAGGACUCUGUGAAUAAGGACUCCUCAAGUCAGGGCUCCCUGGAUAAGGACCCCCCAGGCCAGGGCUCUGUGAGCCAGGGCUGCCCAGGCCAGGAUUCUGUGAGCCUGGGCUCCCUGAAUAAGGGCUCCCUAGAUAAGGGCUCCCCAGACCAGGGCUCUGUGGGCCCAGGCUCCCUGGAUAAGGUCUCCCCAGGCCAGGAUUCCACAAGCCAGGGCUCUGUGAGUCAGGUCUGCCUAGGCCAGGGCUCUGUGGGCCCAGGCUCCCUGGAUAAGGAGUCUCUGAAUAAGGACUCCCCAGGCCAGGACUGCCCAGGCCAGGGCUCUGUGGGCCCAGGCUCCCUGGAUAAGGGCUCCCCAGGCCAGGGCUCUGUGGGCCCAGGCUCCCUGGAUAAGGACUCCCCAGGCCAGGACUGCCCAGGCCAGGCCCCCCCCAGCUCUCCUGCAGUGCCACAGCAGCAGGGCUGUCCCUCGGCAGGGCAGCAGCAGCAGAGGGGCACCCUGAGGCCCCUGCUCCCCCCCUGCCUCAUCCACCCCAGGAAGAGGCUGCGGGCGGCGGCUCCGAGCGCCCCGGGCGCGGCUGUGACGGGUGACGAGCCCAUCUCGGACAGCGAGAUCGAGCAGUACCUGCGGAGCCCCGAGGAGAUCCGUGCCUUCAGGAAGGCCAAGGCCUGGUCCUGAAGGUGGCCGUGGCCCAGAGGGACAAUUUGGGGACCAGAAGUGUGAAGCCCACUAGGGACAGAGUGAUUGUGCUGCAGGGACGGUCGCCCUGAGGGAAUGAGGCUGUGGGGAGGGAGCAGGCUGAGUCCUCCUUAAUGUGCUGGACCAAAAUGGGGCUUUCUGUGGAGUGACUGCUUCAGGUCGUGUUACAUUUCUGCUAUAAGUAAAUAAAAGUGCAGGUGCCAGGUUUUCCAGGGCAGCCUCA
Molecule: messenger RNA, 2517 nt
Organism: Haemorhous mexicanus (house finch)
Lineage: Eukaryota; Metazoa; Chordata; Aves; Passeriformes; Fringillidae
Gene: BRF2
Product: BRF2 RNA polymerase III transcription initiation factor subunit
Exons: 4
Coding region: 36-2273 (745 amino acids)
Biological process (GO): transcription preinitiation complex assembly; transcription initiation at RNA polymerase II promoter
Cellular component (GO): transcription preinitiation complex; nucleus
Molecular function (GO): TBP-class protein binding; RNA polymerase II general transcription initiation factor activity
Source: RefSeq, a predicted model, not a curated record